AUGCCCCUGGUUCCUCCUGUCACGAUGGCGGUCUUGCCGCUGAGGGAGAAUAACGAGGCAACCGCUGUCGACAUUGUGGCUGUUUCGUAAUUAAAUGGCUUCGAAUAGUUGGCUGUCAAUCGCCCUUUUUCUCCGAAAAUUGAUGGGAAGCGUCUUGCUGAGCACGUCAGCGAGGGGUUUCCUUCAGAUUCUUGCCACCAAAUCGAAUGCGACGACUCAUCCUGGAGCCCUGCCAAUAAUAAAUACCAAGCGCUGUUCCUCCUCGCGCGGGGCAGCAGAGGCUAUUUCCCAAUUGGGAGCAUUACUUUGCCGACAAGCUGUGUCAAACGCCUACGCCCCGCACUCGGCUAUUGAACUUUCCUCGGCGGUAGUCCGACCUGCGUUUCGUACGGUAACCCGUACAACUCACAUACCGUGGAGAUGAGGUGCUUGGAGAACAGAUUGGAGAAGAGACCUGCUCUGGCAUAAAAUCACGGAAGAGUCCGGAAGAUCAUCUCUACUAAUGCAUCAUCCCGGGGAACUGUAGCCUGCUUUGCAUCGGAGUUCCGUCAUUGUUCCCCAUGGGCGAUAUGCAAUCAUUCCCAG
This is a messenger RNA of Aspergillus sclerotioniger CBS 115572, 585 nucleotides long. RefSeq lists its product as uncharacterized. The record is from RefSeq and is a predicted model, not a curated record. The transcript has a single exon. The coding region runs from base 95 to 424 and encodes 109 amino acids. NCBI's taxonomy places the organism in Eukaryota, Fungi, Ascomycota, Eurotiomycetes, Eurotiales, Aspergillaceae.